CAAAUCCUCACCUUCCCCUUCCCACUGCUCAGCCAUCCCCAAAACCCGCGCACACCGGCGACGGCCGGAGAACCUCCCCGCCGGCAACAGCCAUGCCGCCGCCUCUCCAGGCCCACCGCCUCCUCAUCUCCCACCGCCGCCUCCCCUCUCCCGCUCGCCGCCGGUUCACCGCCGCGUCUUCCCUCCAAUCCGCUCCCGCCACAACCCUGGCCCCGGGUCCCGCCACAUCCUCCAUCCUCUCCAUCCGCGAGUCGCUCCUUUCCGGCGAGAGGACAGCGGCGGACAUCACCUCCGAGUACCUCUCCCGCCUCCGCCGUACCGAGCCGAGCUUGCGCAGCUUCAUCCACGUCGCGGACGCCGCCGCCGAGCGGGAGGCGGAGGAACUCGACCGGAGGAUUGCGUCCGGGGAGAAGGAUGCGGUGGGGCCGCUCGCUGGAGUGCUGGUGGGAGUGAAGGACAACCUCUGCACCGCCAACAUGCCCUCCACGGGCGGGUCGCGGAUACUAGACGGGUACCGGCCGGCGUACGACGCCACGGCCGUGCGGCGGCUGCAGGAGGCCGGCGCUAUUGUGGUGGGGAAGACGAACCUCGACGAAUUCGGAAUGGGGAGCACCACCGAGGGCUCCGCGUUUCAGGUGACGACAAACCCGUGGGAUGAUUCACGUGUGCCUGGGGGAUCCUCUGGUGGUUCUGCUUCUGCGGUAUCUGCUAGGCAAUGUGUAGUGUCACUAGGAAGCGACACAGGGGGGAGUGUGAGACAACCAGCGUCAUUUUGCGGUGUAGUGGGGUUGAAGCCAACUUAUGGUCGGGUUUCUCGUUUUGGUCUCAUGGCCUAUGCUUCAUCGCUGGAUGUUGUGGGAUGCUUUGGUUCAUCUGUUUUUGACACUGCAACCAUCUUAUCUGUUGUUGCUGGCCAUGACAAGAUGGACUCAACCAGCAGUUCACAGGUUGUUCCAGACUAUGCAUCGGAGUUGGUCUCCCUAGAUUUACUAGAAUCAAAACCAUUGGCUGGUCUGAGAAUUGGGAUUAUACAAGAAACUCUUGGAGAAGGUGUUGCCAACGGAGUCAUAUCAUCAAUCAAGGGUGCUGCUUCACACCUGGAGCAGUUGGGAUCUGUAGUGGAAGAGGUUUCACUGCCUUCAUUUUCUCUUGGCUUACCAGCAUAUUACAUACUAGCCUCAUCUGAAGCUUCUUCUAAUCUAUCACGCUAUGAUGGUAUCAGGUAUGGAAGACAGUUUUCAGCUGAUGACUUGAAUGAGCUUUAUGGAGAGUCCAGGGCUAAUGGUUUGGGUCAUGAGGUCAAAAUGAGAAUUUUGAUGGGAACCUAUGCUCUUUCUGCCGGGUACUAUGAUGCAUACUACAAACGAGCACAACAGGUGAGGACACUGGUUAAGGAAAGCUUCAAAGAUGCUUUGGAAAGAUAUGACAUUCUAAUUUCACCAGCUGCGCCAUCAGCAGCCUACAAGAUAGGUGAAAAGAUAAAUGAUCCAUUAGCCAUGUACGCAGGAGAUAUCUUGACGGUGAAUGUUAAUUUGGCGGGUCUUCCUGCAUUGGUUGUGCCUUGUGGAUUUGUUGAAGGUGGACCUGCAGGGCUCCCAGUUGGACUUCAGCUGAUCGGAUCUCCAUUCUGUGAGGGGAAUUUGCUGAGAGUAGGCCACAUCUUUGAGCAGACUCUUCAGAAUCUCAGCUUUGUUCCACCGUUGUUGGCAGAGAGCUAGUCAACAUACCGUUGUUGGCAGAGAGCUAGUUUCAACAUAGGCAUCUCAGCCGCUCGACAAGCAAUUACCUGAGGCCCUUCUGUGCAUCGACUUCAUUCCCAUGCGGAAGAGGUUGGUACUACGCGUGUAGAAAAUAGAAUCUUUGCCCGUGGAGUUGCUGAUAAUUGUGAGAGAGCAACGGCACCCAUGCGAUGUACGCCAGCAAUCAGCACAUUGCAUACAGCACAGCAUUGUACACACCGACAGAAUGAUUGAUGAUUUUGUAUCAACGUUGGUUCUCUCUUGUGUCAAGUUUUGCAUAGAAAA
This is a messenger RNA of Sorghum bicolor (sorghum), 2024 nucleotides long. RefSeq names its product glutamyl-tRNA(Gln) amidotransferase subunit A, chloroplastic/mitochondrial. The record is from RefSeq and is a predicted model, not a curated record. Gene Ontology annotation, cellular component: glutamyl-tRNA(Gln) amidotransferase complex. Gene Ontology annotation, biological process: translation. Gene Ontology annotation, molecular function: glutaminyl-tRNA synthase (glutamine-hydrolyzing) activity. The transcript has 10 exons. The coding region runs from base 93 to 1718 and encodes 541 amino acids. NCBI's taxonomy places the organism in Eukaryota, Viridiplantae, Streptophyta, Magnoliopsida, Poales, Poaceae.